Eleginops maclovinus (Patagonian blennie) is the source of this 1054-nucleotide messenger RNA. Its product is annotated as creatine kinase B-type-like. Gene Ontology annotation, molecular function: creatine kinase activity. The coding region runs from base 260 to 1054 and encodes 264 amino acids. Gene Ontology annotation, biological process: phosphocreatine biosynthetic process. The record is from RefSeq and is a predicted model, not a curated record. NCBI's taxonomy places the organism in Eukaryota, Metazoa, Chordata, Actinopteri, Perciformes, Eleginopidae. The transcript is spliced from 7 exons.
ACUACAACAACAACAACAACAACAAUAAUAUCCCUAAUAACAACAAUACUAAAAACAAUAACAACAAUGCUGCACUAACCUCCGUCCUGUGAGCUGUAUCACAUGAUCCUCCGUCCAAUGGGAUGAAUGGACUUUAAAUACGAGCCAAUCAGGAGCAGGGGGCAGGUAUAAAAGGCCAAGCGCAGCUUCACUCUGCAGCAGACCCUCAGACCCUCAGACCCUCCAGACUCUGCACGUAGGUCAGCAGCCGGACCGCAUCAUGCCUUUCGGAAACACCCACAACCACUUGAAGAUGAACUAUUCGGCGGAGCAGGAGUACCCCGACCUCAGCCAGCACAACAACCACAUGGCCAAGGUCCUGACGCCUGACAUGUACGAGAACCUGAGAGACAAGGAGACGCCCAGCGGCUUCACCCUGGACGACCUCAUCCAGACUGGCGUGGACAACCCAGGUCACCCCUUCAUCAUGACGGUGGGCUGCGUCGCCGGGGACGAGGAGACGUACGAGGUGUUCAAAGAGCUGCUGGACCCGGUGAUCGAAGACCGCCACGGAGGAUAUAAACCAUCAGACAAACACAAGACGGACCUGAACGCUGACAAUCUGCAGGGCGGGGACGAUCUGGAUCCAGACUACGUCCUGAGCUCUCGGGUCCGGACAGGAAGGAGUAUCCGCGGCUUCUGUCUGCCGCCACACUGCAGCCGCGGAGAGCGCCGCGCCAUUGAAAACCUGUCCAUCGAAAGUCUGGACAUGCUGGAGGGAGACCUGCAGGGGAAGUACUACGCUCUGAAGAACAUGACGGAGGAGGAGCAGCAGCAGCUCAUCGAUGACCACUUCCUGUUCGACAAACCCGUCUCCCCCCUGCUGCUCGCCUCUGGCAUGGCCCGCGACUGGCCCGACGGCCGCGGCAUCUGGCACAACGACAACAAACGUCCGGGUUUGGGGGGAAACCCGGGGGGAACACCUAAAGGGGUAAACACUGCAGAGCGGGGGGAAAAAGGGGGGUUUCCCCAGCGCUUCUGCCCGGCCCAAAACCACAGAUUGAGGACCGUUUAA